AUGUUUGACAACUCUCACUAUCCCUUCAACUGCUUCAACUACGACGGGGACGGAUACCCGUCUUCUAGCACUGAUGAGGACAAGAAAAUGUGUCGCCCCGCAUACAGCUACAUCGCCCUGAUAGCCAUGGCCAUCCAGCAGAGCCCGGAGCAGCGGGUCACUCUGUCGGGCAUCUAUGAGUUCAUCAUGAAGAGGUUCCCGUACUACCGAUCCAACCAGAGGGCCUGGCAGAACUCCAUCAGACACAACCUGUCUCUCAACAGCUGUUUCAUCAAGGUUCCACGGACAGAGGGCAACGAGAAGGGGAAGGGAAACUACUGGACUUUUGCCACAGGAUGUGAAUCCAUGCUCGACCUGUUUGAAAACGGCAACUUUCGGCGACGCAGACGGAGGAGGAAUAUGAAAAUCGGCCUCCGUGAUUCAGCAGAGUCCUCUUUUCCUCCCAUGGAGAGCCACAGAAACCAGCAAGUGACCUCGUCUCACCGGCCUGAACUCGAAUCCCCUCUCUGCCGCUUGACCCCUGAGAGGCCGAGGUCCAGCCCCAGACAAAACCACCUGAUCCCUAACUCUAACCAGCAGAGGAAACCAGAGUCAGAGAUCAAGUUCAGCAUUGACUACAUCCUGUCUACCCCAGAUCCUCGUCUGUCUGGGUUCAGCUCUGCUCACGGCCCGGUCCAUAUGCUGCCUACAGCGGGGCCCGCUCAUGUUCUGGAGCCUCAACACCUGAACCUGCACUUAUGGGCUCUUUGA
Molecule: messenger RNA, 750 nt
Organism: Nematolebias whitei (Rio pearlfish)
Lineage: Eukaryota; Metazoa; Chordata; Actinopteri; Cyprinodontiformes; Rivulidae
Gene: foxl3
Product: forkhead box L3
Exons: 3
Coding region: 1-750 (249 amino acids)
Biological process (GO): cell differentiation; regulation of transcription by RNA polymerase II; anatomical structure morphogenesis
Molecular function (GO): RNA polymerase II cis-regulatory region sequence-specific DNA binding; DNA-binding transcription factor activity, RNA polymerase II-specific
Source: RefSeq, a predicted model, not a curated record